This is a messenger RNA of Scheffersomyces coipomensis, 1620 nucleotides long. Its product is annotated as mRNA-binding ubiquitin-specific protease. The record is from RefSeq and is a predicted model, not a curated record. Bases 1 to 1620 code for a protein of 539 amino acids. Gene Ontology annotation, biological process: protein deubiquitination. Gene Ontology annotation, cellular component: cytosol; nucleus. The transcript is spliced from 3 exons. Gene Ontology annotation, molecular function: cysteine-type deubiquitinase activity. NCBI's taxonomy places the organism in Eukaryota, Fungi, Ascomycota, Pichiomycetes, Serinales, Debaryomycetaceae.
AUGGUUACUCCAUCUACUUCUCAAGUUUCUAAAACUGAAACUGGGAAGGAUCUCUUAUCAGCUACAUUAUCAUCUACAACAACUCCUACCGUACCGGCCACCACUACCACUAACUGGGCUUCAGUUUUACAGUCUUCAGCUCCAAUUGUAAAUAAAAAGAUUGUAAAACAUAUCAGAAAUAAAUCAUCUAUAAGUAGUUCAACUUCAUCAUCAUUAUUACCAUCGAAUCCAUCAACUCCAAUUCAACCAAGUAAAAGUUCAUCAUUAAAUAUCCCUAAUAAUUUCAAUAUCAAUAAUGAAUCAUCUCAACCUUUGGGUGUUUUAUUAUUAAGGGUUAUGUAUGAUACUAAUUAUUCCCUUUUUUCUGAUAGAUUAUCAUUAUUUAAUAUUACAACUAAAGGAUUAACUAAUACCGGUAAUAUUUGUUAUAUGAAUUCAAUUUUACAAAUUUUAAUAUAUUGUGAACCAUUUAAUAGAUUAUUUAAAUUAAUUGAAGAUAAAUCAAUUGGAAAUUUAAGUAAAACUUCUCCAACUCCAUUAUUAGAUGCUACUAUUAAAUUUAUUAAUGAAUUUGUUGAUUUACCAUCAAGUCAAAAUGAUGUUAAAAAGAGUGAUGAAAGUCCAAAAGCUAUAUCACCGGAAACUUUUUAUAUGAAUUUAAUUAAUCAUAAGAAAUUUUCUCAUUUGAAAUGGGGUCAACAAGAAGAUGCUGAAGAAUUUUUAGGAUAUUAUUUAGAUGGUUUAAAUGAAGAAUUUGUUGAUGCCAUUAAAAAAUUAAAUACUCCAAAUAUUGAUUCAUUAAUUCAAAAUUUUUCAAAUAAUUGUGAUGAUGUGGAAAAAGUUUCUCAAUUUAAAUAUAAUGUUAAAACUACAGUUAAUUUAAUUAAAAAUGAAAAGAAAUCAAAAUCAAAUGGAAACAAUGAUGAUGAUGGAUGGAAUGAAGUUGGAUCAAAUAAUAAAUCCAUCAGUAUUAAUAAAGCGGUUGAAGUUGAACCUUCACCGAUUAAUUUAAUAUUUGGAGGACAAUUUAAAUCAGUUUUAACCAUUCCAAAAUCACCAAAUUCAAAUCAAUUCAAAAAAUCUAUUACGUUUGAUCCAUUCCAAAAUCUUCAAUUAGAUAUUAGUGAAGCUAAUUCUAUUGAAGAUGCAUUUAAUCAUUUAAAUGAUAUUGAAAAGAUAAGUUUUAAAGCUUCUAAACAAGAUAAAGAAAUUCAAAUCAAAAAACAAACAUUUAUUGAUAAAUUACCUCAAGUAUUAAUCAUUCAUCUUAAACGAUUUUCGUUUUUAAAAGAGAAAGAUGUUGGUAUUGAAAAAUUAAGAAAAAGAGUUGAUUAUAAUCAUGAUUUAAAUAUUCCAACUAAUAUCUUAUCUAAUAAAGGGUUAAGUGAAGAAAUGGGAAAUAUUUAUAGAUUGAUUGGGGUGGUAUAUCAUCAUGGUAGUAGUGCUGAAGGUGGUCAUUAUACUUGUGAUGUGUUAAAGAAAUCCAAUACUAUAACCAAUAAAGUUGAAUGGGUUAGAAUCGAUGAUACCUUAAUCAAAACUAUAAGUGAAGAUGAAGUAUUGGGAGGACCUGAAGAAAAUAUUAAGAAUGCUUAUAUUUUAUUAUAUGAAAGAAAGUAG